AUGAAAACACCAGACGGAGAGGAACCGUUGUUAACAUCGUCUUCUGCCGAGUACGGAGCGGCUUCGAGAGAUGAAGUGCGCGAGAAUAAAAACACCCCCAAACUGCUUCAAAGCUCGAAAGAAGCGAACUCGACGACGACGACGGGAAUGUUAUUCUUCCAAUCGUUCGACGACCAACACCCGGCGAUUUUCUGGGACAACUUUUCCACCGCCAUGUGGCUCAUCACGGAUAUUUUGUGGACGGAAAAUAACUCGUUGGCGGUAUGCAUAGCCCCAUUCGUGGUGGUUGGAUACGCCAAAGCGUUCUUUUCGUUUCAAGGCGAAUGGGAGAGAUACGCGAUUGACUUGGCGAGGACGAUGGCGUUGUGUUUUUGGAUUUUAGCGAACACGGUGUGGUUGUUUCAGGAACUCACGGAGGAGAAGAGAAGGACUAGGGUAGACGCGACGUUUAUGAUGCCGUAUAAUGCCGGGGUCAUUUUGACUUUAUUGGCGAUGACGGUGGUGAUUGAACCCGGGAUAUUUCUUUAUUAUCGCUCGCGAGGGAUUAAUUGCUUCGAAAUGAAUACGGUUUUAAAGCCUAUAGGGAACAUGGGGAUUACAUUUUGGGCGGCGAAGGACUUUGCGUGGUACUUGGCGGAUGAGGAGAUGUUGAGAGAAGAGUAUAGAUGGAUUCCAAAAGUUGCAUGGGUGAUAGCGGACGGGACGAUCAUGUUUCAGUUGUUCCCGCUUUUCUUUAAAGCGUUGCAAGGGUGGGGGAUAUUUUCGUGUUUUAGCAACUACGCUUCGUACAAGCAAAAACAGAAGACGUUUAUGAGACGAUUUGCGCACGUCAUCGAUGAGCUAGCCAUGACGUCCUGGGCUGUAUCCAUGACGUUGUGGUCUUUUGGAGAGAUUUUUAUGCCGGAGGAUACGUUCGCGCAAAAAUUAGCCAAACAGCCUACUUAUCCGAAUUUAAGGUGGUGGUGUGGACACGUCUUGAUUUUCGGUGGAUUUCCGUUUUUCGUGAAAACGGCGAUGGAGGUAUUCAUGGAGAUGAGCUGCACGGCGAAAAGCCACCGCCGCCGAACGGUUGCCUUGGAUACAUAA
Molecule: messenger RNA, 1086 nt
Organism: Bathycoccus prasinos
Lineage: Eukaryota; Viridiplantae; Chlorophyta; Mamiellophyceae; Mamiellales; Bathycoccaceae
Exons: 1
Coding region: 1-1086 (361 amino acids)
Source: RefSeq, a predicted model, not a curated record